Trichoderma reesei QM6a is the source of this 1350-nucleotide messenger RNA. RefSeq lists its product as uncharacterized. NCBI's taxonomy places the organism in Eukaryota, Fungi, Ascomycota, Sordariomycetes, Hypocreales, Hypocreaceae. Gene Ontology annotation, molecular function: NADP binding; glutamate-5-semialdehyde dehydrogenase (NADP+) activity. The transcript has 3 exons. The coding region runs from base 1 to 1350 and encodes 449 amino acids. The record is from RefSeq and is a predicted model, not a curated record.
AUGUCCCUCACAAACGGCUCCCCCGAGGCCGCCGCCGCCGCCGCGAGAGACGCCUCCUUCACCCUCGCCUCGCUCCCAACGUCGGCCCGCAACGAGGCCCUCGACGCCAUCCACGCGGCGCUGGCCGCAGCCAAGGACGACAUCCUGGCGGCCAACGCGCGCGACCUGGAGCUGGCGCGCAAGGCGGCCGCGGACGGGGCGCUGAGCCAGGCGCUGGUGUCGAGGCUGGACCUGGGCAAGAAGGGCAAGUGGGAGGACAUGCUGCAGGGCAUCCUGGAUGUGAGGGACCUCGAGGAUCCAGUCGGCAAAACAUCAUUGCGGACAAAGCUCGACGACGACCUCAUCCUCGAGCGGGUGUCGUGCCCCAUUGGCGUGCUCCUCAUCAUCUUUGAGGCCCGUCCCGAAGUCAUUGCCAACAUUGCCAGUCUGGCCAUCAAGUCGGGCAAUGCUGCCAUUCUCAAGGGAGGCAAAGAAUCUACGGAAUCCUUCGUCGCCAUCUCCCAAGUCAUCUCCUCCGCCCUCGCCAAGACGCAGGUCCCCAACUCGGCCAUCCAGCUCGUCACCACGCGCGACGCCAUCCUCCAGCUCCUCAGCCAGGACCGCAACAUCGACCUCGUCAUCCCGCGCGGCUCCAACGAGCUCGUCCGCUACAUCAAGGAGCACACCAAGAUCCCCGUCCUGGGCCACGCCGACGGCCUCUGCAGCAUCUACCUCACCGCCACGGCAGACAAGCACAAGGCCGCCGUCGCCGUCGUCGACGCCAAGACGAGCUACCCGGCCGCGUGCAACAGCGUCGAGACGCUGCUCGUCCAGGACAAGGCCCUCGGCACAGUCUUCCCCGGCGUGGCCGCCGCCCUGGCCGAGAAGGGCGUGACGCUCCGCCUCGACGCCGCCAGCAAGGCCGCCCUCUCGGAACUGCUCCCUUCCCUCCCCGAGGGCGCCAUCCAGGACGCCGUCCCGCAAGACUACGACACGGAACACCUCAGCCUCACGCUCGCCGUCAAGACCGUCGCUUCCGUGGACGAGGCCAUUGCGCACAUCAACGCCCACGGCUCGCACCACACAGACUCCAUCUUCACGUCGGACGGCGCCGAGGCGGAGCACUUUAUGAACCGCGUCGACUCGGCGGGCGUCUACUGGAACGCGUCGACGCGGCUGGCGGACGGGAUGCGGUACGGCUUCGGCACGGAGGUCGGCAUCAGCACCAACAAGAUCCACUCGCGCGGGCCCGUUGGCCUCGACGGGCUGACGAUUUACAAGUACAAGAUCAGGGGGGACUACCAGCCGACGACGCAGUACGGCGAGGGCGAGGGCAAGAGGCCGUGGAAGCACGAGAGGUUGGCUUUUUAG